AUGGCAAUUGCAGUUGCAGUCUUCAGCUCCCUUUUCAUUUGCUCAUAUUUUCCCCUUGGUGAUGCUUUAAGCUUAAACUACUACGAUAAGACAUGUCCUUCGGUGGAGAGUAUCAUCACAAACACAGUUAAAGAAGCAUUUGCAGAAGAUAAAACAGUCCCGGCGGCCGUGCUUCGCAUGCAUUUCCAUGACUGCUUCAUAAGGGGAUGUGAUGCUUCUGUGCUGCUAGACAAAGAUGGGAACAGCAAAGUAGAGAAAUCCGGUCCUCCAAACCUUUCGCUGCAUGCAUUUUUUGUCAUUGAUAAUGCAAAGAAGGCAGUAGAAGCUGCAUGUCCUGGAGUUGUCUCGUGUGCUGACAUAUUGGCUUUAGCUGCAAGGGACGCAGUCGUCCUUACUGGAGGGCCCACUUGGUAUGUGCCUAAAGGAAGGAAAGAUGGGAGAACAUCAUUUGCCAGUGAAACAAGACAACUUCCAGCACCCACAUUCAACUUUUCUCAGCUCCAACAAAGUUUCUCUCAGAGAGGCCUAAACCUUGGAGAUCUAGUAGCUCUUUCAGGUGGUCACAGUCUUGGGUUCUCCCACUGCUCGUCGUUCCAAAGCCGAUUGCACAACUUUGACACAACUCAUGACAUAGACCCCUCAAUCAAUCCUUCGUUUGCUGCCAGCUUACAAAGAGUGUGUCCUGCACACACCAAAGUAAAAAAUGCUGGUUCCAACAUGGAUCCUUCCCCAAUAAUGUUUGACAAUACAUAUUACAAGCUAAUUCUUCAAGGAAAGAGCCUGUUUUCUUCAGAUCAAGCCUUGCUCACAUCUCCAAGCACCAAGAAUUUGGUUACCCAAUUUGCUGGUUCCAAGAAAGCUUUCUAUGAGGCAUUUGCUAAGUCUAUGAUCAAGAUGAGCAGCAUCACAGGAGGGCAGGAAGUACGAAAGAAUUGCCGAAUUGUCAACUGAGGUCUAAUGACCUUCAGGGUUUAUAAGUUAAAUGUAGACCACUAGAAAAGUUGAAUCCAGGCAAUCAAGCAUAAUGGAUUGCCUUCCGUGAAGUGUGUAGCCUUUUUAUUCUCCCUAUUUCAUAAGGUCGGACUAGGAUGAAUUUCUGCAGAAGGUCCGUCUAAAAACAUCUUUCCAGAAGGAAAUCAGCAAAAGUCUAUAGGGUUGAAUGUUGAUUUCCCUCAAGUGAAAAGAGGUCUUUGUUGAGUGUGACAGUGCACUGCAUUUUCCUUUGCAUGAACUGUAUCUUACUUGCUUCGGUGUUACAAAGCAGAUAACAGUAAUGUAAUACUGUAAUGUAAUACUGUAGUGGAAUAGCAACAAAUAUAUUUUUUCCCUGGAUAA
Spinacia oleracea (spinach) is the source of this 1335-nucleotide messenger RNA. Its product is annotated as peroxidase 64-like. Gene Ontology annotation, molecular function: heme binding; peroxidase activity. Lineage: Eukaryota; Viridiplantae; Streptophyta; Magnoliopsida; Caryophyllales; Amaranthaceae. The record is from RefSeq and is a predicted model, not a curated record. The transcript is spliced from 4 exons. Gene Ontology annotation, biological process: hydrogen peroxide catabolic process; response to oxidative stress. Bases 1 to 951 code for a protein of 316 amino acids.